Cottoperca gobio is the source of this 3221-nucleotide messenger RNA. RefSeq names its product selenocysteine insertion sequence-binding protein 2-like. Lineage: Eukaryota; Metazoa; Chordata; Actinopteri; Perciformes; Bovichtidae. Bases 182 to 2635 code for a protein of 817 amino acids. Gene Ontology annotation, molecular function: mRNA 3'-UTR binding; ribonucleoprotein complex binding; selenocysteine insertion sequence binding. The transcript is spliced from 18 exons. Gene Ontology annotation, cellular component: ribonucleoprotein complex; mitochondrion. The record is from RefSeq and is a predicted model, not a curated record. Gene Ontology annotation, biological process: selenocysteine incorporation.
CAAUCAGGCUCAACUACAGCUAGCUGCUAUGCUAACGCUAUCAAACAGGUUGCUUAGCCCGAAUAGCCCACACUGUUGCGGUAGUUAUAUAAAUGCAGCAGCGUUGUGACAGGGAGCUUGACAACACAUGGAAGAUCGAGUGAACAUGCGGAGAUGUGACUGCAUAUAGGAAAACCUGAAGAUGGACAAGGAGAGCAAACUGUCUACUGCUGUCCUGCAGUCUUUGGACUAUAAACAGCAGCGGAGACAGAAAAGGGAGCCCGCAGAGCUACACACAACCUCAUCCCCACUGAUGUUUCCAAAUCCGUAUGUGUCCGACCAGAGUUUAAGAGGGAACUGGACGUCAGGUCUAACCCCAAAGCAGAAUACAUCAAAUGGGGUGUCAGCAGCAGGAAAAGGAGAUGAUGUGUCAAGGAGUCAUGGCUACAGCAGCAGCCGUCGUGUUAGAGACACCAGUGAGGAUUUACUCCAGAGAGAUAGGGCCACACGGGAUGCACAAGCAAAGACAUCAAAAGGCAACAAUGGCUCUCCUGCUCAUGGCAGAGUUCUCGGCAGAGUUCUCAGCAGAAACUCACUGGAUGCACAGAAAAAAGGUUUAAGAGGAGGCAGAUCUGCCCCAAACUCUGUAGAGAAGUCAAAAGCACUGCAGACAGACUAUGUGCCAUUUGAAGUGAAGAUGACUGAUUUCCCAGAGUUAGCUGGUGGUUUGCUAGGCAAACCAGGACGCCCUCUUGUUCAGAGAGAGAGCUGGGGUCCAACUCCUCCCUCCUCGAGCCCUCAAACACAAACAUCGGCAUCUUCCUGGAAGUCUGUCAGGAGAGGACCCCCAACACAGCUUAACCCCCAACAAAUUGCCAAUAAUGCUAAGCCAGAUUCAUCAGCUGCUUCACCAGGUCAGCUGGUGGUGACAUCCUGGGCUAAUGUCGCCUCUCAGCCUCCAAAGAAACCUGUCCCUGAAGAGAAGACAACCAGCAGCAACCACAUGCAGACGGAAGAAAUGGCUGCACAGCAGGUAGAGGGAGCGCCAGGGAAGAAAAAGCGGAAGAAAAAGAAGAAGAAGAUGAAAGGUGCUGGUGAAGAUGCAGAUGCUGAGUCAGAAGAGCCGGCAAUGUAUCAAGAGCCUCCAAAAUUUGAGGAUGAAGAGGAGUUCCCAGGCUUGACUCCUGCUCGGCCUGGGGUUGAUAGAUUGAUAACAAGCAGCUAUGCAGCCAAACUAUGCAAUGAGGAAAACCAAAGAGAAGGUGUUCAGCAUCAGUCUGCCGACCAAACCAAGGAAAAAUUGCCUGCAUCAAAAACUCCGCUCACAGAGACGACUAAGAAAGGACAGAAAGCUGAAAAGGUUUCUGGGAAGAAAAGCAAAGUUCCUGUUCAGCUGGACAUUGGAAACAUGUUGGCCGCCCUGGAAAAGAAGCAAUCUCAAAAAGCCAAGCAGGACGACAAACCACUCAUUCUCUCAGUUGGUGGAGGACUACCUGUGAAGCAAGCAUUAGUCCAGAAGAAGCCGCCCUGGCAGCAGGAUAAAAUUGCACACAAUCCCCUGGACUCCACCAGCCCUUUGGUGAAGAAAGGCAAGCAGAGAGAGGUGCCCAAAGCCAAAAAACCCACUCCUCUCAAAAAGGUCAUUUUGAAAGAAAGGGAAGAGAGGAAACAAAAGCGUUUGCUGGAGGAGAGAGGACUGCUGCCUGAAAAUGAGUUAAAACCUGCGAGUGAUGCUACAGAAGAAGAAGAGCAGUGUGACACAAACACCACAGUCUCAGAUGAGGUUGGAAGUCCUACAGAAGAACUUGAUGAUCAGUCGGAGUGUAACGGCAUAAACCAGAUGGUGAAAGAGGGUGAUGAAGAGGACGACAAAGACGAGAUCGUAGAGCAACAAACCACCUCACCGGUGCCUUGCCCAGCCAGUCGACCCAAAAUCCACAGCAGAAAGUUCCGAGACUAUUGCAGCCAGAUGCUGAGCAAAGACGUGGAUCAGUGUGUGACGGCUCUGCUGAAGGAGCUGGUGCGUUUCCAGGACCGCCUGUACCAGAAGGACCCCAUGAAGGCCCGCAUGAAAAGACGCAUUGUGAUGGGGCUCAGAGAAGUCCUGAAGCACCUCAAACUCAGGAAGGUCAAGUGUGUCGUCAUCUCACCCAACUGUGAACGCAUCCAGUCCAAAGGAGGCCUGGACGAAGCUCUUUACACCAUCAUCGACACUUGUCGUGAACAAGGGGUGCCGUUCGUGUUUGCCCUCUCGAGGAAAGCUCUGGGUCGCUGCGUCAACAAGGCAGUGCCUGUCAGCCUGGUGGGCAUCUUCAACUAUGAUGGUGCACAGGACUUCUAUCAUAAGAUGAUCGAGUUGUCGUCUGAAGCCAGGACGGCCUAUGAGGUGAUGGUGUCGAGUCUCGAGCAGACCGGCCAGGCAGAGGCAGAGGAGGCAGUGAGCAUUGAGGAAGAGCUGCACAUCAGCAAUCUGGCUGAGGAGGCCGAGCCCAGUCCUGACGCCACACAUCCAGAGGAACCAGAGUACAUAAAAAUUUGGAAGAAAAUGUUGGAGAAGGAUUGCAACCACACAUUUCUGAACUUUGAGGAGCAGCUGAGCUCCAUGCGCUUGGACAGUGUAUGUACUGAAAACACUGAUGAAGAUGAGAAGAGUUGACCGUGGCGAAUCUCUCUGUGCCUAAACAAAAAAUGAACCCGAUCAUGCUCUCGUCAUAUAUUUAGAAGCAACUAGGAUGGACUUAAUCACACAUGCCGAAAAAGAGCAAUACAAGCUGCUCUGCUGCAGUGGUUCUUCUCAACCUGAGGAUUUUGCCAGGAAAUUAAUCAUGUUGCUAAAGUUUGCAAUGAAUUCCUUUAUUUUCUUUUUACAGAGAUAAAUUAAUGUUUGUUGCAAGAUAAUUGGGCAGAGCUGUGUAUUUUAAGAGUGUGUGGGUUAUAAACUGGAGAGGUUUAAUCACUGACUUAUUAGGUCCAAACCACUCACUUGAAGAAAUCCCACAAUAUGAACUUUGAACCAUGUUGUCUGUGAACAUGACUAGAGGAUGUGCAGGGGUUUAUGUGCUGAAUGUGAUUAGAAUAUCAACCAGUUACAGUUCAAAGAAAUCGCCAUAAUGCUGCGUUUUAUUUUCCUCUUAUCAAUUCAGUUUAAAGUAUUUUUCCAGCAUUUUUUCCUAUAUUGGAGGGAAACAUUAGAGAGUUGAUUAGAGAGUUGACUAGAGAGUUGACUAGAGAGGGAGAGGAGA